UCCGUACGACCACGUGACCACGUGAGAGUGCGAUAAGUGUUUCGGUUAAUUCAAAAAGUUUUUAGUUAAAAAAGAGUCAAAAAUGGUGAAGGAACAGUAUAGGGAGACAGAUGUCACAAAGAAAAUAUCGCAGGUGACGUUUGGCGUGGAUAGCAGGCAACAGAUGAAACAGCAGGCUCACCUACAGGUGAUAAACAGAGCGUUGUACGACCAAAACAAUGGACACGCGCCUCUCGCCUAUGGCCUGCUGGAUCCACGUCUCGGAAUCUGUAAUAAGGUCGCUAACUGCGGCACUUGCAAUAAAACUCUCCAGGAAUGCGUCGGACACUUUGGCUACGUUGACCUGGAGCUACCUGUGUAUCAUGUGGGUUACUUUAGAAGCGUGCUCACCAUCUUGCAGACCGUUUGCAAAAAGUGCUCUCAAGUAAUGCUCGGUCCACUGGACAAGAGAAAUUUCCUAAACAAAGCUUUGAGGCCGAAUCUCAGUUAUCUUGCCAAAAAGGCGCUAAAAAAGCAAAUACACGAAAAGGCCAAGAAGAAUUCCAUCUGCCCUUACUGUGGCGAACAAAAUGGGAUUGUCAAAAAGAUUGGGCUUUUGAAAAUAAUUCAUAUCAAAUAUAAGUCAAAGAAGCUUUCGGAUCCUGUAAUUCAAGCCAAAAUAGCUGAAUACGAUGAAAUUCUGAAAGACAAGGAACUGGAAACUAUUUUGCAAGGGCAGAUAUUUCAUAUUUUAACCCCGCUGGAGGUCUUGGGUAUCUUGGAGCGUAUACCAGAAAAGGAUGUCCCACUUUUACUGAUGAAUCCUGAGCAUAGUUUACCCAAGGAUUUAAUAUUAACCAGAUUACCCGUUCCACCAAUGUGCAUUCGUCCAAGUGUUCAAUCAGAUUUGAAAGCAGGUACAAAUGAAGAUACUUUGACAACAAAACUGGCAGAGAUUUUAUUGAUCAACUUUCAAAUUGAAAAAAAUCGUGGAAGUGGCAUGAAAAUUCAAAUGUAUAAUGAGUAUUGGGAAUUUUUGCAGUUGCAUUGUGCCCUAUACAUUAACAGCGAAAUGUCUAUGUCUGGAGUACCUUUGAACUUACAUCCAAAAAAAUCUUCUAAGGGUAUUGUACAGAGACUCAAGGGUAAGCAGGGUAGAUUCAGGGGUAACUUGUCGGGAAAGAGAGUGGACUUUUCAAGCAGAACUGUCAUUUCACCAGAUCCAAAUCUUCGUAUUGAUCAAGUAGGUGUACCCGUGCAUGUGGCUAAGAUUUUGACUUACCCAGAAAAAGUAAACAAACAUAAUAUAGAAAGAUUGCGCCGUCUUGUGCAAAAUGGCCCUGACGUUCAUCCUGGAGCCAAUUUUGUGGAAUGUCACAAAACGAAAUUCAAAAAGUUUCUCAGGUAUGGCAACAGGCAAAAAGUUGCCCAAGACUUGCAAUAUGGUGAUACAGUUGAGAGACACUUGUGUGACGACGAUGUGGUAUUGUUCAACAGACAGCCGUCCCUUCACAAGUUAAGCAUCAUGUGUCACAAAGCCAAGGUCUUGGAAAAUCGUACAUUCAGGUUCAACGAAUGUGUCUGUACACCCUACAAUGCUGACUUUGACGGAGACGAGAUGAAUCUGCACUUGCCACAAACUGAAGAAGCUAGGGCUGAAGCUUUGAUACUCAUGGGAAAUAAAUCUAAUUUGGUAACUCCAAGAAACGGCGAACUGUUGAUUGCUGCGACUCAAGAUUUCAUCACUGGAGGCUACCUGUUAACUCACAAGGAUACCUUUCUCAACAAAGCCCAGGCAUGUCAAUUAAUCAGCUGCUUACUGGCGGAUAAUGACGCAUCGAUGAAUAUAACAAUGCCUAAGCCUGCCAUAAUCAAACCAGCCGUCUUGUGGACAGGAAAGCAAAUUUUCAGUUUAAUCAUGAAACCGAAUGACAAAUGCCCCAUAAAGGCUAAUUUGAAAACAAAAGGAAAAUCUUAUACCAGUAACGAAGAGUUUUGCGUCAACGACUCAUAUGUAUACAUAAGAAAUUCCGAACUGCUGGCAGGUUCAAUGGACAAAUCGACUCUAGGCUCGGGAGCAAAAGCCAACAUAUUUUACAUACUUCUCCGCGACUGGGGUGAAGAUAUCGCUGCCCUGGUCAUGUGGCGAUUGGCAAGAAUUACUAGCUAUUACCUCAUGAACCGCGGCUUUUCCAUCGGCAUUGGCGACGUGACUCCGGGACCCGGUUUGCUGAAAGCCAAACAGGAACUGCUUGACAACGGAUAUGGUAAGUGCAACGAAUACAUCAAAAUGAUGGAGAGCGGAAAAUUACAGUGUCAGCCGGGUUUUAACGAAGAAGACACGCUUGAGGCUGUUAUUCUGAAGGAGCUCUCGGUCAUUCGAGAUCACGUUGGUAAGGUGUGCCUCAAGGAACUUCAUCCAACCAACAGUCCACUGAUAAUGACUCUCUCCGGCUCCAAGGGAAGCUCCAUCAACAUAUCACAAAUGAUUGCGUGCGUGGGCCAACAGGCCAUCAGCGGUAAACGUGUGUCCGACGGCUUUGAAAGUCGGGCCCUGCCUCACUUUGAAAAAUCUUGCAAAAUCCCAGCAGCCAAAGGCUUUGUCGAAAAUUCGUUUUAUUCCGGCCUUACUCCAACGGAAUUUUUCUUCCAUACGAUGGGCGGACGAGAAGGUCUCGUCGACACUGCCGUCAAGACGGCCGAGACGGGAUACAUGCAAAGGAGGCUGAUGAAGAAUUUAGAAGAUCUCUGUCUACAAUACGAUAUGACAGUUAGAAACUCGAUGGGCGAUAUCAUUCAGAUUUUGUAUGGGGGAGAUGCCAUGGAUCCAGUCUACAUGGAGGGCAAAGAUUGUCCAGUUGACUACAAACGCGUGUUGGAUGACGUUAAGAGCAGGUUCCCCGAUUACGUAGAGGAUCCGCUGGAUGGUCCAAGUAUUAUCAAGGCAAGCUCGGAUUUACUGGCUACUGAGGAGUACUCGUGCCUGAGUGAAGAUUUUAAACAAGAGUUAAUGGUAUUCUUGAAGUCCGUCGCCAUCAGGAUAGCUAGAAUUAGAAAGAACUUGGAUGCGAGCAUCACAGUCAACAAAUACGUGGAGCGUUUGACUGUUAACCAGCUGGCAGCGUUUAUUCAUACUUGCAAAGAAAAGUACAUGAGAGCGAAAAUCGAGCCGGGAACCGCGGUUGGAGCUUUGGCUGGUCAGAGCAUUGGUGAGCCUGGUACUCAAAUGACGCUGAAGACUUUUCAUUUUGCUGGUGUCGCGUCCAUGAACAUUACCCAGGGUGUACCACGUGUCAAGGAAAUUAUCAACGCAAGUGCCAAGAUCUCGACUCCCAUCAUGAAAGUUCAUUUGGACAAUGAUGCUGAUCUGGAAUUUGCGAGGAGAGUCAAGGUGCGCAUUGAAAAAACUACCUUGGGAGAAAUAACUUCGUAUAUUGAAGAGGUUUAUUUCUGGGACGAUUGCUUUUUAAAGCUAGAAAUCGACGUAAACAGAAUCAAGCUGUUAAAGUUAGAAGUGGACAUACAUUCCAUCAUGUAUUCACUUUGUACGGCAUCGAAAUUAAAGUUACAGCCUAAAAACGUUAGUGCUCAUGGAAAUUCUGUUAUUAUUAUUCAUCCCAGUAAAUUGAAGAUAAACAUCAGUCAAACUUUAUCCAACCUCAAGGAGCUGAUCCCUAACGUCAUCAUCAAAGGAAUAUCUUCGGUUUCCAAAGCUGUUAUAAACGUUGAAGAGAACACUGGGAAGUACAUGUUAUUUGUUGAGGGUGACAACCUACGAGAUGUGAUGGCAACUUACGGAGUCACGUGGAAGAAAACCACUUCCAACAACAUAAUCGAAGUAUUCAAGACUCUAGGUAUAGAGGCCGCUCGAACUACCAUUAUCAAGGAAAUCAAGGAAGUUAUGGAAGGUCACGGCAUGAGCAUCGAUCGAAGGCAUUCGAUGUUGGUAGCCGAUUUGAUGACGAGUAAGGGUGAAGUUUUGGGAAUAACUAGGCAAGGCCUGGCAAAGAUGAAGGAGUCAGUUUUGAACCUGGCUUCUUUCGAAAAAACGGCAGAUCACUUGUUUGAUGCUGCCUAUCACGGUCAGACUGAUGUCAUCUGCGGUGUGUCAGAGUCGAUUAUCAUGGGCUUGCAAGCUCAUGUCGGAACUGGAAGUUUUAAGCUCUUGCACAAAGCAGAAAAAGAGCCUAUUAAAGUCAAGCCCCUGCUGUUUGAUUGUCCAGAGUAUCAUACCUAGAUGAACACUUUUAAUAAUAAGUAGAUCAAUUGACCGUGAAAAUUUUUUAUUGGUCUUGGUUCACCUUCUAGUAAACUCAUGAAAGAAUGAAACUUUUUGCCAUGGUUUUACAAAUCUAUAUUGAGAUGAUCUUGAGGAGUAAAUUUAAAAUGUGUAAUUACAGAUGAUUAUUAGUAAGUUAGCAAGAUAUUCACGUUGUAUAUUUGUACAUGUAUAUAAAUAUUUUGUUACUAAUUGU
Copidosoma floridanum is the source of this 4454-nucleotide messenger RNA. RefSeq names its product RNA polymerase III subunit A. Gene Ontology annotation, biological process: DNA-templated transcription. Lineage: Eukaryota; Metazoa; Arthropoda; Insecta; Hymenoptera; Encyrtidae. Gene Ontology annotation, molecular function: DNA binding; DNA-directed RNA polymerase activity. The record is from RefSeq and is a predicted model, not a curated record.